Sander lucioperca (pikeperch) is the source of this 1951-nucleotide messenger RNA. RefSeq lists its product as uncharacterized. Gene Ontology annotation, biological process: positive regulation of DNA-templated transcription; regulation of transcription by RNA polymerase II. Gene Ontology annotation, cellular component: DUBm complex; SAGA complex. The transcript has 9 exons. The record is from RefSeq and is a predicted model, not a curated record. Gene Ontology annotation, molecular function: transcription coactivator activity. NCBI's taxonomy places the organism in Eukaryota, Metazoa, Chordata, Actinopteri, Perciformes, Percidae. The coding region runs from base 298 to 906 and encodes 202 amino acids.
AAACACAAUUAGCAAAUUUGCGUGGCUGUGAUUGAUGUAUUCCUCGUAUGUAGACUUUAUAUUGGGAUACAAGUCUCGUUUUUGAAUCAUUCGGGGUUUUUACGGGGUGUUGAGAGGCGAACAGCCGCAGUGCAGCAGCGGUGUUGGGUUCGGGGACAAGCCUCGCUGUGAUCAAAUGUUAUAAACGUGGGAAGUAAGUCCCUGGCAGUGUUCAACGUGCAGUUCCCUGUUCUGGCCAAUGCUUGCUGCGCUACAGUAUGACCACAGCAGCGUCGGCUCAUCUGGUAGUUCUGGCAAAUGAAAAUGGAGGAGGUUUCAAUGUCCAGCCUGGACAACAGCAAGCUGGAGGGCCUAGCUCAGGACAUCCUGUCUGACCUGGUGGAGGAUGCAUGCCUGGGUCUUUGCUUCGAGGUCCACCGGGCCGUCAAGCAGGGCUAUUUUUUCCUCGAUGACACAGACCAAGAAAGCAUGAGGGACUUUGAAAUCGUGGACCAGCCGGGAUUGGAUGUGUUCGGCCAGGUGUACAACCAGUGGAAAAACAAAGAGUGUGUAUGUCCCAACUGCAGCCGAAGCAUUGCUGCCUCACGCUUUGCCCCGCAUCUGGAGAAAUGCCUGGGGAUGGGACGCAACAGCAGCCGCAUAGCUAACCGCAGAAUAGUCACCGGUAACAACACCAACAACAAGUCAGAGAGCGACCAAGAGGAUAAUGACGACGUCAAUGACAAUGACUGGUCUUAUGGGGCAGAAAAGAAAGCCAAGAAAAGGAAAUCUGAUAAGAAUCCAAACUCACCCAGAAGAUCCAAAUCAUUCAAGCAUAAUAAAAGCAGCAUGAUGGGUCAGAGACGUCGCAUGGACAACCAGGAGAGCCCGCGCAUGCUGAUGAAAGAUGAGGCAUUCCCUCAAUAACACACUCAGCCACAAACACAUUCUCUCACCAUCGUGUGUACACAUACACACAACGUGCACACAUACACACAACGUGCACACACAGCAAGACCAGUAACACUUCACCCUUGGUUCUUUAUGUUGCAAAAUCAAUGGAUGUCGAUGCUGUUGGUGACAUUCAAGGCGUUUACUGCUCUGCAGAAGCAGUCCAGACCUCUCACUGUAUACUUGACAGCUUUUUUCACAAAAUCAUUGUACCAACACUCAUUUUUUAUUUUGUUUUAGUUAUUGUCUCAGCAAUUUUUGCUGGAGUCCGAAAUAAUGAAUAUCACCGUAUACAAUUACAUUGCACAAAGGUAGAUUGUGGUGUCAUUCAUUCAGCGGCCAUACAGAGGCAGCUGUGUGCACAUACAGUAUGUUGUUUUUUUUUAAUACAGAAAUGAUUAGUCAUUAGGUGUACUUCUAUUUCCUCAUCUUUUAAAAUCUCAUUCUUUGAAAAAUAAUGUCAAAGACAAUCAUUACUAAUGGUUUGUCUUUUAUUUUCACAUUCACUGUGGGGCUCGUAGUUCUUCGGUUGGAUCACAAUACAGUGUUUGAGAGAUAAGCAACUCUCAGUUUAGUCAUUCACCUGUGGAAAUGUUCAGUAAAUGAACCCCUAAUUGUACACGCAGGUAUUUGCUGCAGACAGCAGUUUUGUUUUGUUUCAUUUUUGGUGGAUAGGUCGGCUUGUUUUCCAGCAUUCAAAAAAAUGUCUUUGUAUCAUGUGUUUACAUUGUAAAGGGUUACAUAUAUCUUUGGUGUGAUGUGAUAGUGUAAAUAUUCCAAUAGUUGAAUUGCUGCUAUCAUGGCUCAGUUUGUUUCAUCUGUCUAGCAUAAUAAAUGAUUUGUUACCCGUCAUUACAUCUCGUGUUAACUUGAAACUGAAAAGGGUUUUGAUAUUAACCCUGCUCAAGUACUUACAGUGAAAGACCAAAUGACCCACAGGGGAUGCUGUUGAUCAAAUGAAGAGGUCUAGAAAUGUUCCAGUUUUGAUUAUUUUAAUACACUUACCAUAUGAUACAUUAAA